Molecule: messenger RNA, 312 nt
Organism: Ilex paraguariensis (yerba mate)
Lineage: Eukaryota; Viridiplantae; Streptophyta; Magnoliopsida; Aquifoliales; Aquifoliaceae
Source: the annotation of a GenBank genome assembly
AUGACUACAGUAAUCUUUGCCAAUCACGUAUCAAACAUCGCAUUGCAGGCAUGUUCUUGGAAGAGAAGGAAUGACUGUUUUUUGUCAUCCUUGGGAGGACCUAUACUCAUUUUUUGUGCAGAGUUUCUGAAUUUCCUCACCAUUUUAAUGAUUCUUACAGGAUCGGCUUCACCAGUUACUGUUGCUGUAUCUUUUGAUGGGUCGAGAACAAUAGAAUUUAUCCCUUCAAUUUUUGAAAGUAAUUUCAUUACCUUUUUUCUGCACUUUGAACAGAGUAGAUCCAUGACCAAAAAAAAAAAAAAACCAGAGUAG